Moneuplotes crassus is the source of this 3338-nucleotide messenger RNA. NCBI's taxonomy places the organism in Eukaryota, Ciliophora, Spirotrichea, Euplotida, Euplotidae. The record is from the annotation of a GenBank genome assembly.
CAUAAAUAUUGCAAAAUAAAAUGGGAGAUGGAAACGAUGUUACUAAUAAAUCUUUUGUGGGGAUCCUAACGAUCCUUCUUGCUUUAGCUAUCCUCAUCGCCUUCGUGGUGUUCUUGGUGCUUAACCUGAGACAUUGGCGUACACAGACUUAUAAGAUCAGAGUGAUCCAGAGGCGAGCAGAUAUCAGGAAUAAGAAAAAGAGCCUGAAAAAUAACGACACAGUCAUGGUCAAAGAUGUAACAACCACGGAAUUCAAACAAUUCGUGUUGAAUGAAAUGAUCAAAAUAGUGGUCAAGAUGAACAGUCUGAGAUUUAAAACUGUAUACUGGAUCACAUGCGAUAAAUAUUAUCAUUAUGCCAUCUGGGUCUAUUUGGAGCUCACCAAAUGUUGUAAGAAAUGUAGAAAGAAGGAAGAGAAUAAGGAAGAUGGAGGUGAAGAGCAUGCUAAAAAUUUUAACCUCCUUAAGCCUUUAAGUAGGUUUUACCACUUUAUUAAUAUCACUGGGAUAGUAUGCAUUUGGUUAAUUGUAAAUUUAAUCAUUGCUGUGUUGGUGAAAUAUGAAAAAGCAAAUCAAGGAAUUUCUUUUUCAACUUUUCUUAUUGGAGUGAUUCUAUCUACCCUUUUUGGUCAUAUUUGCAUCAUGGUGAUUACCAAAAUUCUUCAUAAUCUUUAUAUGCGAAAUAUUGAAGAUGCAUUUUCUGAGAAAAAGCCCAAAAUAAGCCUCAAGCAAAAAUACAAUACCGAUACUCAAAAAUCCGAAAUCACUCCUAUCCUCUCAAACGAGUACAAAGAUACCGAAAACCUCGAAACAAAUACCCCAUUCAACAACCUCGACCUCCAAAACAAACCCUCUUCCGCUAAACUAGACACCUUCAGAUCCACCAAUUCCCUCAAUUCAAGGCCCUUAACCUCCCCUCACCCCCACAAAAUCCACCCAGAAGCCUCAAAUCGCACCCAAAAUCCUCCAAUUUCCCUCUCUCCCCACUCUCUUCCUUACCUAGGAGACACUGAAGUCCUCACCUCUGAAUCCGUCCAGCCCAAUACUCUCUUCAACACUACGAUUUUUGUCUCGCUUCUGGGGGUACUUGCAUUCAUAACUUUCUUCUGCUGAAUUUAUACAUACCACAAAUACUCCCAGUCAGUGAUCCUGUCCUGCUUAGUCAUGGUAGUGAUCUCUGUUGUGUGAGAAGUAGUAGUAGUCAGGCCGAUUAGCUGUGGAGUUAUUAGUCUUUUGAUCAUGGUCAAGAGGAAGGUCAAGUCUAAAGAAAUUAUGAUGAGAGAAAUUGAUGAGGUGAAAGAAGAAUUGGGGCUGAGGGAUGAUAGAGGAGAGAAAUUGGAGGGAGAAGAUAGCCACUCUCAAAACUCCCUCCAAAGCCAACCACCCAAUCUCCAACAAGACCAACGCAACCCCUCGCUCAUCUCCGAUCACUCAGGCCCCAAAUCCCUCUCCUCCAGUGAAGAAUCCAAGAUCGAGACCAAGCAGCAAGAAACCCAGAUGAUCGACCACCUCAAGCAAGAAGCUCACUUAGAGAAAGCCAGUACUGUCCCACAUAGAGAGAAGAAGAGGCAGAGCAAAAGUGAAGCUGCCAAAAUCGCUAGGUAUAAUAUAAAACUGCUCGAGAGUAUAUAUCAAGCUUAUGAGCCUGAUAAAGCAGAUAAUGUAGUCAAGAUCUUUAGAAAAGGAGGAGUUUUUAGUGUCGAACCUAUUGCUGAAGAGGAUUUUGAAGAAAGCUUUGAAAGUUCCAACCAUGAUCUUGAGUCUCAAGGGACGAUGGAAGCAGCAGCGAACCUUAAAGGUUGUCUUAAUGGAGGAGUUAUAGAAGGAAGAGCUGUUGGAAAUACAGUUUUUGCCUCUGGAAAAGGCGAUCAAGGUACUCUUGAUGGCAUCAAGGAAGAAAACUCACAACUCUUUGAAGACUUUGAUGAUGAAAAAAGAGGAAAACUUGAUAAAAAGAGGGGAAAGUUAGGUGAAAAUAGUAAUGAUGAUAUAAAAAAUUCAAAAGAAGGGCAAUGCGACAAGACUGGAUUUGAGAUUGACAAUUACGAUAAGGCUCAAGAACUAGAAUCCAUCGAAAAAGAUACUGACUUCAAUGCUCUUGCAAAUGAUGUUAUGGCCGGAGCAGCAAUCACACAGUUAAUUGAAGAAGAGAAAGAAGGAAAAGCUACUAAAAAUAACAACAGAUAUGAAGAAUCUUCCUCAGAAUUUGAGGAUGAGACUUUCCUCGGUUUUGAUGACCAGAAGAAAAAGAGAAAAAGGAGGAGAAGAAAGAAGAAGAAACCUAAAUUUAACCCAAAAAUUAAGCGAUUAGAAGAGAUCUAUGAUAACCCUAAGGACAGGGCAAAGGGGGGAAUCUCCACACAAAGUAGGAUGAAUACGACAAGGAUGAGUUUUAACAGACAUAUUCCUGUUGUACUCCACAGAGAUGUAACUCGAAAACUCUCUGAUAUAUUUUCUCCUCCUGGAAAUACAUCUACUAAGAAUGUAGGGAUGAAGGUUGGAUCGAAGACAGGAACUAGCUGGGCCAAAAAAAAGGAGCUUGAGAAACAACCAACGACUUUGACGAGGAAGAAGAAGCCUACAAGGAAAUUGUCUGAAAGUUCUAGGGACUUAAAGUCUAGGGAGACAUUAUUAAACCAACAAAUUGCCAAUGCUGAGGCUCGUAGAGGGAGAAACAUCAGAGAGGAUAAUUUCUUGAGAACUUCAACCCACUUUGGCGGGGAAGAACGAGUCCACACUAGAAGAAGCUCUUCAAGUAGAGGUUUCUCAGAGAUCAGGAAGAAAUUGAAAAGAGGAAGCAGUGAUAAAAAGAAAGCAGUAAGCCACCAUGACUUUGCUCUUGAGAGCAGAAAAAUCAGGGAUAAGUUCAGAUCUACUAAGAGAAAGAAAUUUAUCAGGAGGAAAGCUUGCAGAUCUAAAUCUAUCAUAAGAUUUGAUGGUGACUCUCCUUACAUGGAGCAUCUUAUUGACAGAUACAGGGAAUAUAAACCUAAGGAGAAGAAGUAUAGAAGACCAAAAAGUAAUGCUUCUCAUGGAAGUCUAGUCAAAAGACUUGGUGAAGCAUAUAGCGAUACUCGUAGCUUCGCUGGUGAAAGCAGAGCAGGAAGUCGGGCAAGUAAAAGACCUUCCCGAAAAGGAUCGAAUACUAGAUCAUUACGUAGAAUAGGAACUUUCAAAUCCCAGAAAUCUGUAUCUUCAUCAAGUUUGCACUCUGUAAGAUCAACCAGGUCUCGAUUUAAAAGAAGGAGGCCAAAAAGGAGUCAAUCCAGCAAUGAUGACUCUUUUCUCAAAAUGGCGAAUCUUGUUAAGCAAAGGGUACUUAUGAAUAAAAUAUUGUAA